Messenger RNA from Puccinia triticina, 867 nucleotides. RefSeq lists its product as uncharacterized. The record is from RefSeq and is a predicted model, not a curated record. The transcript has a single exon. Bases 1 to 867 code for a protein of 288 amino acids. Lineage: Eukaryota; Fungi; Basidiomycota; Pucciniomycetes; Pucciniales; Pucciniaceae.
AUGGAUGUCGAACCGGAGUUAUUCGAGCGGAUUCCCUCGGCUCCUCCGACUGAGGAUGCAUUGAAGGACGACCCAGCUGCGCCAGCGGCGCCUAGGACAACCCCUAAGGUGCGGUUCAAACGCGGUGUUUCAAAGGACCAUCCUAACGCGGUGGAUGGCAUGCUCAGGAAGAUGUUUGACCUUCCGGUGCCUAACGUCACCGUGGCCAAGUUGCUAGCGGUGGCCCCGUUGGUGGCCAAAGGAAUGAAGAAAUGGGUGUCGCGCAGACGCGUGGAGGUCGGGCCGGAGGAUCUGAAGGUGGCUUCUGGGACUCUGGCCGAAGAUUCAGAAGGGGAGGGACGAAUCGAUGGAAUGAGGCUCUAUUCUUGUCCUCUGGGUCACAUGCCCUGCUUGGUGGGCGACGAGGAGAGCAACGCGCUUCCUCUGAUAGAUUCCGGCUCGCAGUUGAAUCUUAUCUCAGAUUCAAUGGCUAAUAAGUUCAACAUUAGCCCACGCGUGAACUUUAGCUUGGCUGUUUACGGGAUCGGCAAUCAGGCGUGCGAGCUAGUAGGAGUCGCUGAGGACGUUCCUAUUCGCGUGGGCAAGACCAUUGUAGGCACCUGCCAUUUCUGGAUUACGCGCAUGGAUGGGCCUCUCAUCUUUGGCCGGCCAUUUCUGAUGGACUUUAACGCGACUCUCAACUUCGACAAUCAAGUCGGCGAGAGGAUCCUUUUACCUGAUUCGACUGGGCGCAAAAUCAAGGUCUUAUUAUGUUCAGUGGAUUCUGGGCGCUGGGAGCGCGAGUUUCCGGGGCAUGGACGCAGGGCGGUCCUUUCUCAUAAAGGAAAGGCUCGCAAGGACCCUUUGGAGGGUCGACAUUUUUUGUAG